GCAGGAAGUGUUCACCAUUACGCAUAUACAGCUGUUACAAGACUGUAGCUUUGAGUUUCAGGGUAAAACAGGAGCAAAGCCUCAGGAUGGCAGGGAAGCUCUAUCUCCCUGAGUUGGACCUCACUUGUGCCGUGUGCUGCGAAAUCUUCAGAGACCCAGUGGUCCUCAAGUGCAGCCACAGCUUCUGUGCAUCCUGCCUGCAGCAGUACUGGAGUCGACAGAGACGAAACCGUGACUGUCCUCUGUGCAGAACCCAGAGUGUGGAUGAUCCCGUUCCUAGUCUCACCCUGAAGAACCUGUGUGAAUCUUAUACACAUGAGAGCGAGGAGCCGGAGGAGACAGCGGAGGAGCUGCCCGGUGAACCAGGGGAGUUGUGCCCUCAUCAUGGGGAGAGGCUCAAGCUGUAUUGCCUGUCAGAUAAGGUGCCUAUCUGUGUUGUCUGCCACACCUCAAGAAAACACAAGCAGCACGAAUGUUGUCCUGUCAGUGAGGCGAUUGUGGAUGUGAAGGAGAAAAUGAAGUCCGCUCUCAGCUCACUGCAGGAGAAGAGGGAGGCGUUUGACAAAAUGAAAAAGAACUAUGAAGACACUGUGACCUACAUUCAGGUCCAGGCUCGAUUUGUGGAAAGGCGAACCCAUGAGGAGUUUGAAAAACUUCACAACUUCCUUCACGCUGAAGAGAACGCCAGGAUGGAAGCGCUGAAGCGGGAGGAAGAGGAGAAGAGCGAAGAGAUGAAGCAGAAGGUUGAAGAAAUAGAAAGAAAAAUGGCAUCUGUGUCCGAAUCCAUCAGAGUUUUGGAGGAGGAGAUGGCUUUGGAGGGCAUCUCAGUCCUUCAUAACAGUAAGAGGACUCUGUUAAGUGCUGAUUGUCCUGUUGAAGAUCCCGUUAUGCCUCCAGGAGCACUCAUAGACGUGGCCAAACAUGUUGGCUCUUUGAUGUUUUAUGUGUGGGAGAAGAUGCAUAAAAUUGCCAAAUACACUCCAGUAACUCUGGAUCCCAACACUGCUGCCCCAUGGCUCAUUCUGUCAGAUGACCUCACCAGCGUCUGUGACAGCGAUGAGAAACAGAAGCUCCCAGACAACCCGGAGAGGUUCGACCCCGACACCGGUGUGCUGGGCUCGGAGGGCUUCACCUCAGGAAGGCGUACCUGGGAUGUGAAUGUGGGAGAUAACACUGCGUGGGUUGUCGGCGUGGCUAAAGAAUCUGUCCAGAGGAAAGAGAAAGUGUCUUCGGUCCAGAAAAACGGCUACCUGUGUGUGUACUUCUACCACAAGAUGUACUUUGCGGGUACCUCUCCUUUAACGCGACUAAACCUGAAAAGGAACCCGCAGAAGAUCAGAGUGCAGCUGGACUGUGACAAGGGCAAGGUUUCUUUCUAUGACGCGCACAACAACACACAUAUCUACACCUUCAAACAGGCCAUCAGUGAGAAAGUCUUUCCUUACUUCUGGGUCGGUUGUCAGCAAUGUCCUUUGACGGUUGAACCAAUGGAAGUUGCCCUGAGUGUAAUUGAAAGUGCAACUUAGUUACUCUGUGACUUUGAGAAACUCAUCAAAUUAAAUGUCAGAUUAUUUGCCUCUUUUUUUCCUGGUUCAAUGCAAUGUUCUUUGGGCUCUUCUUAAUUUAAAACUCAAUGAACACACUGAUCAACGUACUUAGGAUUCAGUGAUUGGUAACUUGAAUUAGAGCUUUUUUUUUUUGCACUAAUAAUUUAUAAAUUAUUCAUUUGCUUAUUAUCAGCAUAUAAAUUGUGAGGUUUAAAAAAAUAGUACAGAUUUAUUGCUUGUAUGUAAGUUUUAAAAAUGAGUAAGCAUGUCAGUGUCUACACAUUCCUCCCUUAUUUUGGUGCCCAGCUGUAUUCCUAACUACUAAUGUAUGAAAAAACAUCGAAUGUGCUUUAUGUGCAGAUACUACUUGUUUUA
Messenger RNA from Pelmatolapia mariae (spotted tilapia), 1922 nucleotides. It is a transcript of the gene trim35-14, whose product is annotated as tripartite motif containing 35-14. The coding region runs from base 87 to 1526 and encodes 479 amino acids. NCBI's taxonomy places the organism in Eukaryota, Metazoa, Chordata, Actinopteri, Cichliformes, Cichlidae. Gene Ontology annotation, molecular function: ubiquitin protein ligase activity; zinc ion binding; protein binding. The record is from RefSeq and is a predicted model, not a curated record. Gene Ontology annotation, biological process: protein ubiquitination. Gene Ontology annotation, cellular component: cytoplasm. The transcript has 7 exons.